AUGCUCGCCUUUCGAGUGGCCGCUCGCACAUGCGGGCGGACAGUGAGAACCGCAGACCUACCUCGACGGUACCAUGGCCUUGCCAAUAGUAAAUUCUUCAAAGUAUCGGAGGAGGUUCGCGAUGCCGUGGCCACAGGGAGACCUGUGGUGGCCCUUGAAUCAACUAUCUAUACGCACGGAUUCCCCUAUCCGGAAAGUGUCGCAUUGGCAACGCUGUUGGAAUCUGUAGUACGUGCCAAUGGCGGCGUGCCUGCUACCAUCGGAGUUCUCCAUGGCGAAGCCCGGGUUGGCCUCAACGCAGAAGAGCUCAUCGAGUUAGCAUCUACUGCGGAGAAGAAGAACGCCUUGAAAGUAUCCCGGAGGGAUCUGGGGUACAUUUGUGGUCUAGGACUAGCUGGCAAAAGACUACACGGGGGUACAACAGUGUCCGGCACGAUGGUGCUGGCUCAUCUGGCUGGAAUCAAGGUCUUUGGAACGGGAGGCUUAGGAGGCGUACAUCGCGGUGGAGAAAACUCGAUGGACAUCUCUGCUGAUCUCACCGAGCUGGGACGAACGCCAGUGGCAGUUGUCAGCUCUGGGUGUAAGAGCUUCCUGGAUAUCCCGCGUACCCUGGAAUAUCUCGAGACAGAGGGAGUCUGCGUGGGGACCUUUGCAGAUGGCCGUCAAGGGGCCGUGGAUUUUCCCGCCUUCUAUACUCGCGACAGUGGCCUUAGGAGUCCGAAGGUCUUCCAUGAUGAGGCUGAAGCGGCCGCAAUUAUCUGUGAGUGGUACAUCACCGGGAUUGUUGUUUACUCUCGGCGGUAUCUCUGCAUUCUCGGCAAUCAGCGUUUGCCAACACUGUACGAUGAGGCCGCUAACUACAUCACAGACGCACAAACACAAAUCCCCAUCUCAUCCGGUAUUCUCCUUGCCAACCCUGUUUCCCUCGAGCAUUCCAUCGCAAGGAGUGAGAUGGAUGGCAUCAUCGAUGAGGCCAUUCGUCUUGCAGAAGUCGAGGGGCAUCAAGGAAGUGACAAUACGCCAUUCGUGCUGGCAAAGAUCAAGGACCUCAGUGGUGGGAAGAGUGUAAUAGCCAACCGAGCCCUUGUCGAGGCCAAUGUGGAGCGUGCAGCCAAGGUAGCUCUGGAACUCUCGAAACUUGAGCGAUCUAGCGGGCCAUUUAACGAACUACACAUGCCAACUAUCUCCGAGACCACUGGGGCUGACCGAGCAACUGCAGAAGCAGAGCUGGACCUCAAUUCGACCACUGAACAGUUGACAAAGUGUGUUGCCAAGGCGGACAUUAUUGUGGCAGGCUCGCUGGCAAUUGAUUUGUCCUGUGAUUUCAGUCCUACUGAAAGAACAACUUCUCCCGUCUUGGAGACAUCGAAUCGCGCAGUCAUCGGACAAAGCCUUGGAGGUGUUGGCCACAAUGUGGCUGUCGCGGCGAAAUACCUCAACAGCUCUGUUCUCUUCUGCAGUACAGUCGGAGACGAUCUGAGUGGCCGCGCCGCACUGGCUUCCCUCCGCGAUGAGAAUUUGUCCACAGCCGGCAUCCGUGUUCUUCCUGAAUCAUCGGGAGCGCGUACUGCGCAGUAUGUGGCCAUCAACGAUGCAAAGAAGGAUCUCGUUGUCGCUAUGGCUGAUAUGGCCAUUAUGGAAUUGCCCGCGCAAAGCCUAGAUUUCGACGGAUUCUGGGAGCCAUUAAUAUCGCAAACUCAACCACAGUGGGUGGUUGUGGACGCCAAUUGGAGCCCGGAAGUGCUUGCGAAGUGGAUGACAGUUGCAAAGAAGCACGGGGCUCGAACAGCCUUCGAACCCGUCUCGACCGCCAAGAGCCGCCGGUUGUUCGGCCGGCGCUCCGCCGCCGUUAUGCCCUCGGAUUGUGUUCCCAAUAAUACCGUCAGUCUCGCGGCACCUAACCAGAUGGAGCUGACAGAGAUGUACGCCGCUGCGCGGGAUAGUGGUCUUUUCGAGUCUGAAGGCUGGUGGCAUGUUAUUGACGCCAUGGGGAUGUCUGCGUCUGGGUCGCGGGACCGAUUGGUAGCUAUGACCUCGGCCGAGCUUGUGGACCAAGGCAUCCCGCAGCAAAGCAUCCAGCUUCUUCCCUUUAUGCCGUGUAUCAUCACCAAGCUGGGUAGGCAAGGCCUCCUUCUUACACAGCUUCUCCGUCCGGGAGACGCGCGUCUGACCAGUCCGGACACUGCCCCAUAUAUCCUGUCCCGAGCGCCCACCGACCAUGCAGUGAUCGGAGGGGUAUACAUGCGCUUGUUUCCCCCAGCAGCGGUACUUGCGGAAAAAGACAUUGUCAGUGUCAAUGGGGCUGGGGAUACUCUGUUGGGGGCGGUAGUAACGGGUUUGGCUCGCGGCCAUGUGGUAGAAGAGGUGCUGUCUUUGGCGCAGGAAGCCAGUAUUCUGACGCUUCAGUCCCCUGGAGGCGUGAGUCCGGAAAUCCGCAAGCUCAAUUUUCCAUGA
Aspergillus uvarum CBS 121591 is the source of this 2454-nucleotide messenger RNA. Its product is annotated as pseudouridine-5'-phosphate glycosidase/carbohydrate kinase family protein. The record is from RefSeq and is a predicted model, not a curated record. Gene Ontology annotation, molecular function: kinase activity; pseudouridylate synthase activity. The transcript is spliced from 6 exons. Lineage: Eukaryota; Fungi; Ascomycota; Eurotiomycetes; Eurotiales; Aspergillaceae. Bases 1 to 2454 code for a protein of 817 amino acids.